AUGGCCCGCGGCACGGUUCUGGUGGCCCUGGUGCUGCUUUUGGGCACUGCUGCUGCGCAGGAGAUUGCAGGGACUGCUGCCGCCCCGACUGAGCCCAUCCUGGUGGUUCCCCCCGCUGCCGAGCUCGUGGGCCGCAAGCUCCAGCAGGUGUCUCCCGUGUCACCAACCACCGUCGCCAUCCUGGGCGCCCCCCUGGUCGAGCAGCUGCUGACCGGCGCUGGCCAGGGGCGCAAGCUGCAGCAGGCGGGGCCCCUCGCCUACCAGCGCGGCUGUUGCCCGCCUGCGGCAGCUCGCUCCCAGCUGGCUGCACACUGGGCACAGCGAUGUCUCGCCGGCGUGCUCCACCUCGCGGAGCCCCUGGCUCCCACGGCUGCCGCCAUCCUGGGCGCCCCCCUGGCCGAGCAGCUGCUGACGGGGCCGGCGGGCCAGGGCCGCAAGCUGCAGCAGGCUGGCCUGGCUGCGCUGCUGCCUGUGCCCGUGGCCGAGAGCCUGGUGGAAUCGGCGCGCCUGGCCGAACAGAUUGGCACCAACACCCGCCCGACCGGCCGUAAGCUCCAGCAGGCGGAGACCGAGAGGGAGGGCCUGCUCAUCUUUGCGCCUGUACCCGUGCCCGAGCUGCCAAUGACUGUGCCGGAGCAGCCGCUGACGGGGCGCCGCCUGAGCCAGAUUGUGGACACCUCCGCCCUCAUCCCGCUGCUGCUCACCCCCCUGGCCGAGAGCCUGGCCUCCACAGUGCGCGGGGGCCGCCGCCUGCAGCAGGAGCCAGAGAUGGCGGACCAGGAGAACAUUGUGGGCCCUGUGGGCACGACCCCCGCGGUCGAGGCGGAGGGCGAGGGCGAGGGCGGCGGCCGCCGCCUGCAGCAGGCUGGGCUGGCCGGGCUGGAGACAUCCACCCCCUCCCUGGUGACCCCCCCGCUGGCCGAGAGCCUGGCCACGCCCGCCGGCCAGGGGCGCCGCCUGCAGCAGGCUGUGGCGUACGAGCCGACUGCCGCCCCUCCGGGGCUGGUCCCCGCCACCCAGAGCCUGACAGCUCCUGCUGGCCUGGGCCGCCCCCUGCAGCAGACCACGGGGCUCGAGCCCGUGUCCCUGCUGUCCCCGGCCGCUGAGCGCCUGCGUGAGGAGCUCACCGGCACCGAGACCGGCACCCUGGGCACCGCCACCGGUCCCACCGGCCGCAAGCUUCAGCAGGCUGGUGCCGAGACGGAGGGCCUGCUGGUCACUGUGUUUGUGCCUGUGCCCUUGCCCGAGAGGCCCCUGAUGGGGGCCCCCUGA
Molecule: messenger RNA, 1272 nt
Organism: Chlorella variabilis
Lineage: Eukaryota; Viridiplantae; Chlorophyta; Trebouxiophyceae; Chlorellales; Chlorellaceae
Exons: 6
Coding region: 1-1272 (423 amino acids)
Source: RefSeq, a predicted model, not a curated record